AUGUCGGUGGCAAAGUGCGGCGUCUGCCAUGAGCAGGAGUCGAAGUAUAAGUGCCCAAUCUGCGAGCUGAGAUACUGCUCCAUCACUUGCUACAAGCCUCACAAACUAUCACAUUCGGAGCAAGAAGCGUCUAUAAUUCAGCAACAGCGCGAGCAAGCCAAGAAAGACCGACCCGGUACCACACAACGCAUUCCCAAGGUCGACUUCACUGGCUUUGAGAACGAUGCGGAAUUCAAGCGCUUGCUGAAGCGCUACCCACUGCUCCAGAGGCAACUCCAGGUAGCCUACGGUCUGACCCUCGAGCCGGGUCCGGACGAUAGGUUUUCCUGGAACAAGCAGCCUCUAUUGGGUCCACUGCAUGCCACCCAGCAGUCUAGUUGUCGAGGGCGUGGUGGUGGGCGCGGCGGACGAGGGAGAGGUAGAGGCAGAGGGAGAGGGAGAGGAAGGGGUGGGUUCAGUGAGUCGUCCGAGGAGAGACAGCACGGACAGUGGACACAGGCGAAGGGCGAUUCCGAGGCCUUGCUUGCCAUUAAGAAGAUGAGGAGCGGUGGUGAGGACGAGGCUAUGUCAGAGGGAUUGAAGGAGUUCAUCGAGUUGUGCUUGAUGAGGUUUGGGCCGGAUAGGGAAGGCACGGGUGGUGUGGAUGGUGCGAGCGCUGGGUGA
Messenger RNA from Baudoinia panamericana UAMH 10762, 663 nucleotides. RefSeq lists its product as uncharacterized. The record is from RefSeq and is a predicted model, not a curated record. Gene Ontology annotation, biological process: box C/D snoRNP assembly; snoRNA localization; maturation of LSU-rRNA from tricistronic rRNA transcript (SSU-rRNA, 5.8S rRNA, LSU-rRNA). Gene Ontology annotation, cellular component: nucleus; pre-snoRNP complex. NCBI's taxonomy places the organism in Eukaryota, Fungi, Ascomycota, Dothideomycetes, Mycosphaerellales, Teratosphaeriaceae. Bases 1 to 663 code for a protein of 220 amino acids. The transcript is spliced from 2 exons.